Messenger RNA from Ramularia collo-cygni, 546 nucleotides. RefSeq lists its product as uncharacterized. The transcript is spliced from 3 exons. Lineage: Eukaryota; Fungi; Ascomycota; Dothideomycetes; Mycosphaerellales; Mycosphaerellaceae. The record is from RefSeq and is a predicted model, not a curated record. Bases 1 to 546 code for a protein of 181 amino acids.
AUGGCGAAGCGCAAGACCAAGCGCGCUCAAGCCGUGGCACCGGUCGUCCCACCUGUCGACCUCUCCUUCGACCAACCUUCGGUCGGACUCCUGUCUCUCUCCGCAGAGGUGCGCAACAUGAUCUUGGGGUAUGCAUGCGAAGGCACCGUCAUGCAAUACCGCCGCAAAGAGAACCUCGCCGGAGCGCAGCGCCGAAAGGGAGUGGGAAAGAUGUCGGCGCGCGAGAGUGGCAAGCCCACCGCCCCAUUCUUCCUCGCAUGCAAACAGAUGUACUCGGACUGCAUCCAGGUGUUCUAUGCAACAUCCUUCUUCCACUUUCGAACCUUUCGUGGCCUCGAGGGUUGGAUCCAGUCCGUACGCAUCGACAAUCUCGCUCUGGGGGGGAACGUCUUCGUCUGGUCCGAACACGACAACUUCCACGUCCUCCCCGAAGCCUUGAUUAGAUUCAAGAACGGCGAGAAGGUGUUUGGCCAGCAGAACAAGGCCGGGAGCUGGAAGUGGUGGACGGAAAGAAACGCACCAGAGAUCCAGGCUCUGACCGCUUGA